UUUCCUUCCAGUAAAGUAAAGGGAACAUAUUUAAAUCCAUCACGCGCGGUGUCCUCGUGCCAAGUCACAAAUGCGCCCAAAAAAACGCUCAUGUUGUUUGCAAUCCUACAAAUAAAAAAGGUGUUCUUUUCUUCUUAACGGAACAAGCAGUUCCAAAAUGAUUACGAAUGCGCGCGCACUGGCCUCUCUCUCACACACGCACACACACAUAAUCAGAGCCGCCGACUGAGUGCGUGCGUGCGGUAGGCGGACCCCGAACGCUCUUCACAUCCCACUUCUGAGGAGAUUACUUGGACAAUUUACUGGGAAACACAUGCCAGACCGGCAGCGGGCAGGGAAGGCGCUUGGACCGGGACACAAGAGGCAAGACAACACGCCGAGGGGUCGAGACCGAGCCGAGCCGAACCGAUCCGGGCCAAGCAGCGAGAAGAGGCGAGAGCUGUGUGGAGAUAUUUGGAGUUCGAGGGCACUGUCACUUCCCUGAUCCCAGGAGGAACCAUCUCACACUGACUUCACACACGUUUCAACAGAGAGAUUGUUACUUACCUGAGCAGGUAUGAGUGAAGACAAACUAGCGGGGACUCUGGAAACAUCUGCAACGGAUGGGAACGCCAUUCCUAAUGGUAAAGGUCAUGAACCUGGAGAAGAGAUUGCUGCUUCGGCUAAAACAUCCCUUGCAGUGGACUGUGAAAAGGAACCUGUAGCCAAUAAUACCCAGAAUGCUAGUCCUCGCAAGAAUGAAAAUAGAGAAUCCAACCUCCCGGAAAGCCAGGAAUUCCUAUCAGGCAGGGAGGAGAAGAAGACAACGCGCUUCACCGAUUUUGAAGGAAAAACCUCAUUUGGGAUGUCUGUCUUCAACCUGGGCAAUGCAAUCAUGGGAAGUGGAAUUCUGGGACUUGCGUACGCCAUGGCCAACACGGGAGUCAUCCUGUUUCUGCUCCUUUUAACAGCGGUGGCAGUUCUUUCAUCAUAUUCCAUCCAUUUACUACUAAAGUCGUCUGGUAUUGUAGGUAUCCGUGCGUACGAGCAGCUCGGCUACAGGGCUUUUGGGACUCCGGGGAAAAUGGCAGCCGGUAUUGCCAUCACUCUGCAGAACAUCGGAGCGAUGUCCAGUUACCUUUACAUAGUCAAGAAUGAGUUUCCUUUGGUCAUCCAGGCGUUUCUGAAGGUGGAUAAUCCAACAAGCGAAUGGUACCUGAAUGGAAACUACCUGGUCAUUAUCUUGUCUGUGACGGUGAUAUUGCCCCUGGCUCUGAUGAAACAGCUGGGAUACCUGGGCUACACCAGCGGUUUCUCUCUGAGCUGCAUGGUCUUCUUCCUCAUCGCUGUCAUCUACAAGAAGUUCAACGUCCCCUGUCCCUUUGUGGACUUUGCCUUUAACAGCACUGGCAGCGAGCUGAAUGUCAGCAGCAGCGGCCAUGGCGGGGAGGAAAAUCCAGCGUGCAUACCUAAGAUGGCCAACCUCAACAUUCGAACGGCCUACACCAUUCCCAUCCUGGCGUUCGCCUUUGUGUGCCACCCUGAGGUCCUCCCCAUCUACACAGAGCUGCGCAAUGCCACCAAGAAAAAGAUGCAACACGUGUCCAACAUCUCCAUUGCAGUGAUGUACAUCAUGUACUUCCUGGCAGCUCUUUUUGGAUACCUAACGUUCUACGGUAAGGUGGAGGCGGAGCUUCUGCACACGUACAGCCGCAUCGAUCCAUACGACACUUUGAUUUUGUGUGUGCGCGUGGCUGUCCUCACUGCCGUCACACUCACCGUGCCCAUUGUGCUCUUUCCUGUGAGGAGAGCAAUCCAGCAGAUGAUGUUCCCCAACAAAACCUUCUACUGGCCUCGCCACAUCGCUAUAGCCAUGUGUCUGCUCACGUUUAUCAACAUGCUGGUCAUCUUUGCCCCCAACAUCCUGGGCAUCUUUGGGGUCAUUGGUGCCACAUCUGCUCCAUGUCUCAUCUUCAUCUUCCCUGCUGUCUUCUAUAUUCGUAUCGUACCCAAAGAAGAGGAGCCGCUUUGCUCUGUCCCAAAAAUCCUGGCCGCCUGUUUUGCUGGGAUUGGUUUCCUAUUCAUGAUCAUGAGUCUGAGCUUCAUCAUCGUCGACUGGACAUCGGGCAGCAAAACCACCAGUAGUGGUCACUAGACACCUUCUGUUGUUAUUAUUUAGUUGCUAUGGGCUUGUGUUGUAACCUCUCUGUUUGUAAGUUUAAUCCAGAUCCUCUUUUCUCUCCGAUUGUAUCUGCUACAGAUACUACAGGUCACAGGGUGGCGUUGGGGGAGGGGCGUGUAUCUCCCUUCUCUGAACGCUCUUAUUCUGAUAGGGUGAUGUCACGUUGUGCAUCCUGCCAAAGGGUGACCGAAGCCCCAGGCCGGUACACUUCAAAGAGAAGUUAAACCACUCGAACGCCAGUUAGCAAAUAGACGUGAUUUUGUUGAGCUUCUGGCUCCUCUUACAAGGUUUUCCAUUAUGAUAGCACUUAUUAUGCACAAAAUCGGACACGUCUCCUUUGUAGCUGCUAAAUUAAAUUGAUUGAUAAUCAUUUUUGUAUUUUGUGAGCCCGUUUUUUUCCUAAAAAACACUGACGUGCCGCUGCAGAAGCCAAUGUAGCAGACAGUAGAGAGUUAGAAAACGGGUGAUGAGUUGAGCUUAAAGACUGAAUGCUCAUUAACCACGGGCCACGUUAGGGCUCUCUGUUACUAACCUGUGCUGCUGAUCUUUAAUGUAUUUCUUGUGGGAUGUCAGUAUUUCCUUUUGUAACUGAGCAGGGUUUAAAACCACAAAGCACAUUUCCUGUAAGAAAUAACCUAAAUGUACAUAUGUUUUUAUGAACGCCUCAGAUAAUGAAGGAUAAACCGAUGGGAGGAAUCUGAGCAGUCAGGCGGUUGUGCGAGCAGUUCUUUCUCUUUUUUCCAGUAUUACCUUAGAAAGGACCGUCAGAAAUGGUACAGAGGACCCGAACGCACGAACUAAAGAGAUAACUGCAGGACCUGCUGCUCGGCGAUUCACCUCAUCGAGUCGCGGUGAUUUGAUGAGUUGUUUCUAAGCAUUUUUCUGCUAGUAAUCAAAGGUAACCAAAUGUAUUAAAUGAAGCAAAAGCAGCAGGUCACUUCCUGGGUGUCAGAUGUGUGACUGGGAACAUUAGCACAAGUUUAAAUCCCGACACUAAUGACAGAUAUCACAUGUCUGUCUCAAUCAUGGGAUGGCAGUGUGGUAAUAAAGCACUUUUUCCCUUUGAUAAGCACAAUAAUGGUAAUGAUGUGAGAUCUGAAACAGCUCGCUGUAAAGGCUGGUGUUGAACACGAUUUGAUUAAUGUUUCUGGAGCGCUCAUGAACUCACCCUGUCAUUUCCUCUGAAUGCAUCUGUUCACCGUGCUGUUGGAAGGUUUUAAAUGUCCACGUAUUUUAAAGCUGACUGAUGUAUUUGAAUGAUUUCGUGUUGUUUGACCCACACCUGCAGUACUCAAAGUGUAACCCUGGUGUUUGUAUUCUGCUGUUAAUAGAAGAACUGUUGUUUUAACGUCAUGUUUAUUUGGUCAUAUCCAGUGGAUCAGAUUCAGCCAUAAAACUAUGAUAGGAUUGUUCCACUAUAAAUAUUUUUUCUUACAGUUGUAUUUUGUAGUCUGUGGUUUAUCUUCGGUGGUUUUCAGUCGAGUUUGUCUUCCUUCGCUGCUCAUCAGCAGGCACAAACCUACAUUUCAUUAUUUUUGAUGAUGCACCAGAAUACUUACUGUCUUGUCCGUUUAAUACAUUAAAAACAAUCUCUAUAAGAAGUUUGUUAUUUUUUAUAAAUUUGUGUGCAGAGAAAUAAUCUGAAUCAGCCACUGAAGCACAACUCGGCAUGUUCAACUAAUCUGUGGUCAUUUUUACUCCCAGUUGCCAGUUAUUUUAUUUUAUUUUUAUCUAUUUUGAUUGUUUGUAUGUUCCAGUGGUGCAAACAGACAUAUCCUCACAAAAUGCAAAUAAAUAAAUAAAAUAAAUAAAAAAUAAAAACAAGCUAAAAACAAUUAAACAAAGCAACAAUGUGUGUGGUAAAACUGUUAGUGGCUGAUGCAAUGUGAUCUCUGAGGACCUCUGUGUAGAUGUUGUUAGCCUUGUUGAUUAUGUGAUCUGUUGUAUGACUGAAUAGUAACAUAUUAAAUAAUGACAUCAGCCAGCAUUUAUAAAUAAUGUAUAUAAAUGUAUACCCUUUAUAUUCUAUAUUCAUAUCUAUAGUUUAUAUAAUGUAAAUAGCAAAUAAAGAUUUAGUCCAAAUAAAAAAAAAAUAUAAAUGUAUUCAUUUUCAAAGUGCUUUUAAACCUUGUCCUUCAAUUCAUGUCUAUUUUCAUGUAUCUCUAUAUAUUUUAAUAUGUUGCUGGCAGUUAUUGUACUGUUUAUGAUGCUGCAUUAAAGAUAAUGACGUAACAUAAAA
Nothobranchius furzeri (turquoise killifish) is the source of this 4400-nucleotide messenger RNA. RefSeq names its product sodium-coupled neutral amino acid transporter 3. Gene Ontology annotation, molecular function: L-glutamine transmembrane transporter activity; L-histidine transmembrane transporter activity; L-asparagine transmembrane transporter activity. Gene Ontology annotation, cellular component: plasma membrane. Lineage: Eukaryota; Metazoa; Chordata; Actinopteri; Cyprinodontiformes; Nothobranchiidae. Gene Ontology annotation, biological process: histidine transport; L-glutamine transport; amino acid transmembrane transport. The record is from RefSeq and is a predicted model, not a curated record.